Colletotrichum scovillei is the source of this 2052-nucleotide messenger RNA. Its product is annotated as Heterokaryon incompatibility. The record is from RefSeq and is a predicted model, not a curated record. NCBI's taxonomy places the organism in Eukaryota, Fungi, Ascomycota, Sordariomycetes, Glomerellales, Glomerellaceae. The transcript has 2 exons. Bases 1 to 2052 code for a protein of 683 amino acids.
AUGAGAUACGGGAACUCUGAUGUGGGGGAUGACGAAGAGGAUGAGGCUUUUUGGGAGAAUCAUCACACGACUUUCUUCCAGCUCAUGGAUUGUUGUUUUAUUUCAGAUCGAGGCUGCCAUUUGUGCCAUCUCAUAUGGCAGGCUUUUCGAGUUCAAAGGCAACAACAACGUGAUCCCGAGGCUUACAAGCUGACAUGGCACAAAGGGAGCUUCAAGCUUGGAGUCACACGUCGUAUGGAGACCGUUCCUCGCGGUCACACCCUCCACCUCAAAUCCAAUAUCCAGAUAGUGAGCGGAAACAGGACAUCAAGAAAUUCGAAGGGAUUUGAUGCAACUAUUCUGAAUCUCGUACCUCCUGGCAAAUACCCAAAUACAUUUUACCCAAGCAUCGGGGACAGCACCGACUCUCACCAAGUUAUCGCGCAACUUCUUGCCUGGUUAAAUAAUUGUCGAUCGUCUCAUGAUAACUGCCGCCGGUCGUCCCAACAAAAGCCGACCAGACUUGUCCGAAUCGACUGGGCGAGUCAGAAAAUAGGGGUUGUACAUGAUAUCGACUCCGACGAAGAGUACAUUGCACUCAGCUACCGAUGGGGUGAUUCUGCAUCGGCAUACUGCUUGACAACAAAGACUAUGGCAGAAUUGUCUGCGGCUGGUGGUGUCGGAAUGGAGUGCUUGCCUCAGGUUAUCAAGGACGCCUGUCGCGUGUGUAGCUGGGUUGGGGUGAAGUAUCUGUGGGUCGACAGGCUUUGCAUACUUCAAGACAGUGUGGACGACUGGAACACGGAGGCAUCUAGAAUGGCUUCGGUGUACGGCAAUGGCCUUUGCACGAUAGCUGCGAGCUGUGCCGCUCAUGAUGACCAGAGUCUCUUCAGGAAACGUAGACCUCUCUGUCAUCAGCCCCUUCGUCUGAGCCGGUGUCCGCUCACCUCGGAACUCUCCCAGGAACCUUUGCUGGCGGUACCUGCUUUUGUUCAUCUUUAUGUGGAAAGAGAUCAGACGGGUUUUCUUGCAACGCGUGGUUGGGUCUUCCAGGAGCGACUUCUUUCACGACGGACCAUCUAUUUUGCCGAAGAGCAAGUCUACUGGGAAUGUAUCGAACAGAAAGCCAGCGAUGCGUGGCCAGAGGGAUGGAACUCGAAGUUGGAAUCGUAUCACCAGAAAAUCGCAGAGAUGGCAGAGGACAUGGACCAUUCGAAGGCAAUGGCUGAAUGGGACAAUGUCGUUCAGGCUUACACGGAGACGUCAUUCUCAAAAGGCAAGGACAGAUUACCGGGUCUUUCUGGUCUCGCACACGAUUUCAAAAGCCGGUGCCUCAGUGAACAAGAUACUUAUCUUGCCGGUAUGUGGAAAUCUCACAUCAUACAAAAUCUUUGCUGGUUGGCUCGAGCAUUCCCCGGCAGUACCCAUUACGAAUAUUCUCGAUUCAACUUUCCCGAAAGGUAUAGAGCCCCUUCGUGGUCAUGGGCUAGCGUUGAUCUGCCGGUUGAGUGUGGCUUUUCGAUAGGGUAUGGAAAAGAGAGCUCUCUCGCAGACUUCAGGGAUGCGCAGCUGAGCUUCGAAGGCAAUGAUCCGCACGGUGCAAUGUGCGACGGAUGGCUGAAGCUCUCAGGAUUCUUGAAUGAAGUCACGGUCAAUUGGGACGAUUUCGUUUUGAGACAAGGGAGUAUUAAUGGGAAACCUACCGUCGUCCGAGGGCCUCAAGGAGAAGUUCUGGAUGGUCUGAGCUUUUACAAAGUGCAUUUGGACUUUAAUUUGCACAAUGUUUGGCCAUGGCCCGAAAUUCUGAGUAGACGGAUAUUUUGUCUUCCUUUGGUACACUCUGAUCUUGGCGAUUCAAAGUACUACAACGAGUGUUUCUGUUUGUUUCUAGCUCACAAAGGGAAUUCUUAUCAUCCCCGGCCGAGGAGAAAGAGACUGAUAACAUCAAUGGGAGAAAGCGCAGUUGAAUAUCAAAGAAUUGGGGCGGGAAUAGUUUCUUAUGAGUACGAAGAGAGCAAGUUGUGGGAUGAAUGGCUCGCGAGGAGUCCAAAGCAGGAUGUUGUAAUUCGUUAG